UGCUAGUGCUGCAUACGGCUACGAAUUGCCAAAGGCAUACCAUCCACUGCGUGUUUUGCACUAGGACACGGCACAAACAGUUAGUUGAAGCAAAAACUACAGCGAGAGCCCACGCCGAGAUGGCGGAGCAGUCCCCAGCAGCAGCAGCAUGGUCGUCCGGCGGCAGCUCAUCGGUGCGGCCUCGCGCCGCCGCAUACACCAUCGGCUACGCGAUGCUGCCCAACAAGCACGACACUUUCAUCCAGCCGUCGUUCAUCGACCUGGCAGCGGAGCACGGCAUCCGGCUCGUGGCCGUGGACGCGUCCAGGCCACUCCUGGAGCAGGGCCCCUUCGACCUCGUCGUCCACAAGCUCUACGGCCAGCCGUGGCGCGCGCAGCUGGAGGCGUUCUCGGCGCUCCACCCUGACGUCCCCAUCAUCGACCCGCCCGCCGCCAUCGAGCGCAUCCUCGACCGCUUCACCAUGCUCGACGUCGUGUCCGGGCUCGACUCCGUGGCCGUCCCCAGGCAGGUCAUCGUCCACGACGCCGGGGCCCUGCUGCAGCUCGCCGCCGACGACGGCGACGACGCCGACCUCGGCGACCUCCGGUUCCCGCUCAUCGCCAAGCCCGUGGAGGUGGACGGCAGCGCCGCGUCGCACAACCUCUGCCUCGUCUACCGCCGCGAGGGCCUGCGCGGCCUCCGCGCGCCGCUCGUGCUGCAGGAGUUCGUCAACCACGGCGGCGUGCUCUUCAAGGUGUACGUGGUGGGCGACCACGCCACGUGCGUGACGCGGAGCAGCCUGCCUGACGUGCCACAGGACCGCCUCCAGGACCUCGCCGCCGACGCCGCGGUCCCCUUCGCCAACAUCUCCCUCCUCGCGCCCACUACUGCGGUCGGUGACGAGAGCGCCAAGGUGCCACCACCACAGGAGUUCGUCGACAAGGUCGCCCGCGAGCUCCGGCGGGCAGUGGGCUUGCACCUCAUCAACUUCGACCUCAUCCGGACGAGGGACAGUCAAGGCGACGCCAAGUACCUCGUCCUCGACAUCAACUACUGCCCCGGCUACUCCAAAAUGCCCGGUUUUGAGCCGGUCCUCACUGAAUUCUUCUUGGAGAUGCUUCGCAGUAGACCUGUUCUUGAGCGGCCUGCCCCGGGCAAUGGCUCUGCUGCCUCUGCUGGCCUAGGCGUUGAUGAGGCACGCAAGGCAGAGGCCGAGCCCACCAGCGUCAUUCCGGAGCCGAGGCAGGUUCAGGCCUAAAACCGCUAGGUUUCGGUCCAAUUUGAUCCGGUACUGUGGGUGCUGAACCUCUUGCAAGUUCAAUUUGGGGUCCUUUACCAUACCAAGUUUGGAGCACCAAGACCACACCAGUGAAGUGUGGAGUUUGCUUUAAUUUGUAACCUUUCGUCAUUGCAAUUGCAAAGGAAAAAUAAACAACAUUUGCUACCA
Messenger RNA from Sorghum bicolor (sorghum), 1427 nucleotides. RefSeq names its product inositol-tetrakisphosphate 1-kinase 4. The transcript has a single exon. The record is from RefSeq and is a predicted model, not a curated record. The coding region runs from base 120 to 1238 and encodes 372 amino acids. Gene Ontology annotation, biological process: inositol trisphosphate metabolic process. Lineage: Eukaryota; Viridiplantae; Streptophyta; Magnoliopsida; Poales; Poaceae. Gene Ontology annotation, cellular component: cytoplasm. Gene Ontology annotation, molecular function: ATP binding; inositol-1,3,4-trisphosphate 5-kinase activity; inositol-3,4,5,6-tetrakisphosphate 1-kinase activity.